This is a messenger RNA of Venustampulla echinocandica, 387 nucleotides long. RefSeq lists its product as uncharacterized. The record is from RefSeq and is a predicted model, not a curated record. The transcript has 3 exons. Bases 1 to 387 code for a protein of 128 amino acids. NCBI's taxonomy places the organism in Eukaryota, Fungi, Ascomycota, Leotiomycetes, Helotiales, Pleuroascaceae.
AUGCCUAUGUUCGCGUCCACCUUCCGCUGGCUGCAGCGCAAGAGGUACCAGUACGAGUCAAAGGUCACAUUCUCCUUAUACAUGUUAACCCCGACCGAGAAGUUUAUAUUCAGUUCGUUCCCCCAAUCUCCUCACUAUCCUUCGUCCUGCCCCCCGAUAACGGCCCACUUCAACUCUUUCCUCUUCCUCUUCUUCAGCAUGGUCAUAAUCGCCUUGACUCUCUAUCUCCCCCACCACCUGACCUUCCUCACCAACCGAGCCUGGUUCUACUACAACGGAGACGAGAGCGCGAAGUCAUCCGUAAAUGCGGUCCUGAAUAGCGCGACGACUGCCAUUGCACCUGUUGUGGGGGAUUCGAACAUUUUGGUUGCUCCGAAGGGGUUGUAG